Phyllopteryx taeniolatus (common seadragon) is the source of this 1838-nucleotide messenger RNA. Its product is annotated as claudin-4-like. Gene Ontology annotation, cellular component: plasma membrane; bicellular tight junction. Gene Ontology annotation, molecular function: structural molecule activity. Lineage: Eukaryota; Metazoa; Chordata; Actinopteri; Syngnathiformes; Syngnathidae. The transcript has a single exon. Gene Ontology annotation, biological process: bicellular tight junction assembly; cell adhesion. The record is from RefSeq and is a predicted model, not a curated record. The coding region runs from base 59 to 748 and encodes 229 amino acids.
GACCGAGGUGAAAGAGGCUCGGCCGCAUUCGACACCACGCGCGAGGCGAGGCUGCACGAUGAAGGCCAAGCUGGAUAUCCUGGCCGUGGCCCUGGGCUUCCUGGGGUUGUUCGGCGUGGUGGCGGCCACCGUCAUGCCCAUGUGGCGCGUGUCGGCGUUCAUCGGCGCCAACUUAAUCGUGAUGGAGGUGCUGUGGGAGGGCCUGUGGAUGAACUGCUACAACCAGGCGGAUAUCAAGAUGCAGUGCAAGGUGUACGACUCGCUGCUCAUCUUGCCGCCCGAGCUGCAGGCCGCGCGGGGGCUGAUGGUGGUCUCCAUCGUGGUGACGGUGAUCGCCUUGUUCGUGGCCGGCUUCUCCAUGCAGAGGAGCACCUGCUGCCAGGACAACGCCAGGGCCAAGAACAUCACGAUGGCCUUCGCGGCGAGUUUGUUCCUGCUCGCCUGCCUGCUCACGCUGGUGCCCGUGUGCUGGGUGGCGCACACCGUCAUCCGCAACUUCUACAACCCGGUGGUGGUGGACUCGCGCAAGCGGGAGCUGGGGGCAUCGCUCUUCAUCGGAUGGGCCACCUCCGCCAUCUUGCUGGCCACCGGCGGCAUCCUCCUGCUCAUCUACAGCAAGCGGCGGUCCAAGGAGUACGCGCCCUACACGAGCUCCUACCUGCUGGCCGCCAGGGACCCCGGGAGAGCCAGCAGCGUGCACAGCGGCAGGGCGCCGUCCAGUUUUCACAAGCAUCACGAAUACGUGUGAUGCCAGCCUGAAAACAGACAUUUUCGAUGUAUUUGCAGACCUGAGAUGAUGUCAUCCAUCGUAUGUAAAUCCUGCACAAAUCCUAAUACGACUAAUACUUUGAUAUACGAGUGACCUAAAUUAAGAUUUUCAUGCUUUGACUUACGAAAAAACAUUUGAGAUACAAGCAGCGUAUGGUGGCAGUAAACUUAACUCACUUAACAACAGGCAGCAGUUUGGCAGACAAAAAUAAAGAGACUUCAAAGUGUUUAUUGCCACUCCCAGUCGACAUUUACUUUCAAACUAAACAUCAAACAAAAAGAACUGAACCUUGUGCAUUUAAAGCCAAAAGGCAUAUAUUCUUAAUCCUCUGUGAAGACCGACUAAUAUUACUGUGGCUUACUUCGGAGUUUUGACCGACUCCAUGAUCCCCAAAGAGCGCACACCGGAAGGACCAGCACAAAGGCCAUUGAGUUGAAGUAAAAAAUAUGGCAAAAACUUGUUGAAUUAUUUUUUCAUUACUGUAUGUUUUUAUAAAGUACAAUAUUAUUUGCGCUAUCUAUUCAAACACACAAUGCAAAUAUUUGUGUUGUUUUUGUUUUUUUGGGGGGGGGGGGGGGGAGGCUGCAAUGGAUUAAUGGCAUUUGCAUCAUUUUUCAUUCAUUUUCAAUGGGGACCUACAAGGCUGGUCAAAUUAAACUUGUAUUUCAAGGCACCACUCAUCAUUUGUUCAUCAUUUUGACUGCAGAAAUCAAUUUAAAUGUCCUUUGUAUUUAUAAUUACGAUUGCACAAUUAAAUGGCUUUUUUUUUUAUGAUUCAACAAUGUUUAUUUUUUUGCACCCCCCCAAAAAAAUGAAAAGAAAGGUCACUGGUAGUUUGGACCUCCAAUGUUAAGUUUUCCAAGAAAAUAAAUGUGAAGUUCACUGAAGAAUUGUCCAUAGGUGAAAAAUUAGAAAAGAUAGCUAUGCUUUGUACUAUAUAUCGCAUUAUGAUUGCACUAAUGUGAAUGUGUUGUAACGUGUGAAUUGAAUUGUUGUUAUUUUUUUUUAUUAUUGUUUUUUUUAAUUGAACUCAAUAUUACAAUACAAUAAAAUUCAGUGGUGGUUUGGA